Molecule: messenger RNA, 1179 nt
Organism: Ipomoea nil (Japanese morning glory)
Lineage: Eukaryota; Viridiplantae; Streptophyta; Magnoliopsida; Solanales; Convolvulaceae
Product: zinc finger BED domain-containing protein RICESLEEPER 2-like
Exons: 1
Coding region: 1-1179 (392 amino acids)
Molecular function (GO): DNA binding
Source: RefSeq, a predicted model, not a curated record
AUGUGCAUAACUGCACAUUUCAUUGAUAGUGAGUGGAAGCUGCAAAAGAAGAUUAUUUCAUUUGUUCCUAUAUAUUCCCACAAGGGGGAAAGUAUUGCAAAGACUUUAGAGAGUUGUCUUUUGGACUGGGGUCUAAAAUCAGUGUUUAGUGUGACAGUAGAUAAUGCUUCCAGCAAUGACACUGCCCUAGGAUUCUUGAAGAAGAAGUUGGGCUCUUGGGGUUGUACUGCUGUUAGGUGUAAGUAUUUGCACAUGAGGUGCAUUGCUCACAUUCUUAACUUGGUGGUACAAGAUGGGUUGAAAGAAUGUGACAGUUCUGUUAAGAAAGUCAGGGAUGCUGUUAGGUAUGUGAGGAGCUCACCUGCUAGGUUGCAGAAGUUUAAAUCACUAGCUGAUCUAAUUGGGGUGGAAGCUAAGAAUUCUCUGUGUCUAGAUGUCCCUACAAGGUGGAAUUCCACAUAUAUGAUGCUUAAUACUGCAUUAUUGUUUCAGAAGGUAUUUGAAGCCUAUGAUGAUCAUGACAGUUCAUUUAAAUCUGAUUUGGGUGGAAGUGUACCUGAUUUCUUAGAUUGGGAAUCCAUUCAAUCUUUGGUUAUGAUUCUGAAAUCUUUUUAUGAAAUGACUUUUAGGAUUUCUAGAUCAUUGUAUGUGACUUCUAAUACCUUUUUCUCUGAGAUUUCUGAUUUGUCUUGCUUGUUGAAAAAUAUGGAGGAAGCUACAGAAGAUAGUGUUAAACUGAUGGGUAAAAAUAUGAGGGCAAAAUUUGAUAAGUAUUGGGGUGAGCCUGAAAAAAUGAAAUUUUUGAUAUUCUAUGCAAAUAUCUUAGACCCCAGGGACAAAAUUGAGUAUAUGCCCAUUCAGUUUAACCAGUUAUAUGGUGAGGACAAGGGUAAAACAAUGUUUGAUAAGGUUAUUGUUGGCCUUAAGGAGUUGUUUGAAGAUUAUGUUGCAUGCUUCCCUGUCCAGUCUGUUGAACAAUCUAAAAAAUCUUUUCCCUCAAUAACAAUGUCUGAUUCUGUUUCUGUUGGGAGACCUCAAUCAUUACUGAAAUCUCAAAUUAAGAAGCAAAAAUUGGUGAGUGGGGAUUUGUCUAGGAAAAAAACUGAGUUGGAAGUGUAUCUCUCUGAGGUUAUUGUGGAUGAGGAUGAUUCAUUUGACCUUCUAAGAUGGUGGAAAUAA